AUGGCGUGCUUUCUUAUACCUCCAUGUCUCUCGCUUUUUUACGCUAUCGAGGAGUUAAAGAAUGAAUGGCCCCUGGUGGAGUCGGCCUUCCAAAAGCAUGGCAUGUCAUGCAAACUCAAUCUGGAUGAGGGUACCCUAACAGUCGCAACAACCCCAAUGACCAGGGGUGCAGAUAUCAUCAACAAGACUAUGGACCUCCUUGUUCUUUUGGCUUUGCUUCCUGUUCCACCAUCAGCGGCUGUCGACAUACUGAGUGGCAAGCGGCUUUAUGACAUCAUCUGGACUUGCGAUUCUAAUGGUGGUCUUGCCUCUCAACUUCCCUUGCGGAGUCGGAUGCGUUAUUUUUCACGGAUGAGAAAGCUUCGCCGCAGCAUCAAGGACCUUAUGUGUCUAACUGGUUGCCCCAUCUUCUAUAAUCUGGGAAUUUGUGUCGCUCUCUUUGGCCAUCAACCUCGAUCAUUAGUGCUGGUCAGGAACGUUGUGUCAUCCUGCAUUUUUUACAAUCAAGAUCCUGCAACUAUUAUCAGGUUGAAAACCUUGGGUCGUCAAAGGAACGCACAGUCGACAGUCAAUCUUGAGAUGGACGCUUAUGGGUUUGAAACUGCUCCCGGAGUAGAUAUUACAUUCUGUAUUGCCAACUACAUGUCCAAGGCACCAGUACUUGAACACCAAAAGUUGGAGCGUGUGAAGAAGAAGUAUCUAUUUGGCCCUUCGGUGAACAAAGAUGGAAUGUUUGUGUGUGGUUCAUACUUCCUUAAAAAGCGAGAACAAGAUGUUGUAGAAGCUUGGCCAAUGUUAAAAUCGGUUUUAGAAGAGUAUGGCAUUACUUGCACGAUGUAUCAGGAAUGAUGGGUGUGUGUGCCAAAAGAUGUGAUGAGUUUGAUGUUAAGGAGCAUAGUGAUGGGUUUGAUGUAGGCAUUGUUACUUCUGUUGAUAUGCAUGAUUUGGAUGCUAGCCUUGGUUUAGAUGUCAGUAGUAAACCAAUGGUUCCCAGUAUGCAUGUUGAAGGUGCAGCCGGUAUGUCUUGGUCCAAGAUUAUAUUGCUUAGAGACCAAUCUGCUGAAGAAAAGUUUAUAGAAAAUCCUAUAGCUACUAUGCAAUCUACUGUUCAGUCCCAUAGAUACAGAAAAGUCAUUUGGUAAAGUCUGGAAAUACUUGCCUAUUCAAAUGGCUCUAACUUUGCAAGCUUCGUUGAACCGGAUCAAAGAACUGUAAAUGUGCCAUUUCAACACCUCCACGAGUACACCAUGUUGGCGAUUGGAAAUAAUAUGAGGAUUAAUGGUGUUCAUGAUUGUAGUAGUCUUCAGCCACUAGCAUGGUGCAUUUCCAACCCAUUUUCAGAUGAUAACCCUUACAUCUUAUCAAUUGUUGUUCUUUGUGGCUUUGGUUUUGCUAUACCAGGAAGCAUUGAAGUAACUUUCGUAG
This is a messenger RNA of Fragaria vesca subsp. vesca, 1425 nucleotides long. RefSeq lists its product as uncharacterized. The coding region runs from base 1 to 849 and encodes 282 amino acids. The transcript is spliced from 10 exons. NCBI's taxonomy places the organism in Eukaryota, Viridiplantae, Streptophyta, Magnoliopsida, Rosales, Rosaceae. Gene Ontology annotation, cellular component: small-subunit processome; nucleolus. Gene Ontology annotation, molecular function: RNA binding. The record is from RefSeq and is a predicted model, not a curated record.